Messenger RNA from Cokeromyces recurvatus, 2357 nucleotides. RefSeq lists its product as uncharacterized. Gene Ontology annotation, biological process: mitotic spindle assembly checkpoint signaling; attachment of mitotic spindle microtubules to kinetochore. Bases 221 to 2269 code for a protein of 682 amino acids. Gene Ontology annotation, cellular component: kinetochore; nuclear envelope; mitotic spindle. The record is from RefSeq and is a predicted model, not a curated record. Lineage: Eukaryota; Fungi; Mucoromycota; Mucoromycetes; Mucorales; Mucoraceae. The transcript has 3 exons.
AUAGAAAACAACAGUAUGAAUUGUCUUUAUUAAAACAUACUCAAGACUCAAAUGAUGAUUCUAAACAAGAUCAAAUGGCUGUUGAUAGUCUCUUAAAACAAAACUUCAUUGUUAAUUCUUUAUUGUAGAGUUAUCUACUGAAUCCAAUAGACUCAAAAGUGAAAAUGAACAAUUAAACCGUGAAUUAAAACAUUACAAAUCUGUCUAUCAAGAUGUUAACAUGUUACGGAUGGAAAAGGCCAGUCUUGAAUAUAAAUUGUCAGAUUAUCAAGAGUUGCUGACAGCAAAAAUAUCUUUAGAGUACGAAAAUAGUAAAUUGAAGGCUGCUUGUCAUGCAACAACUGCUAUUAAAGAAAGUCCUGAUCUUCUUAAUAAUGUUCGUGGAAAAAAAUAUUUUGAAACUAAAAUCGAAAAAUAUGAAUCUGAAAUAGAUAGCUUAAAGACAGUUAUAAAAGAUUUGGAAACACACUUGGAUGACCUUAAGACGACUAUAGAAGAACAAAAGCUAGUACGUACUGCUGAAGAAUCGGCAAGAAAUUUAUUAGUCAAGAGAGUUGAAGCUGCUGAAAGACAUGCUCGUGUCGUAGAGAAUCAGUUAACUAUUUAUGAUCAUGCUGAAAAGCUUUAUUUAGAUGCAGAGAAAGUGGAUCAAUUAAAGAUAAAGAGAAUUAAUGAGCUUGAAGAGCUUGUUAGAAGUCUUGAAAAACAAUUGUUAGAGCAGACAAAGGAUAUGGCUGAACAGCAAGUAAAGCAAGCCAUUCAAGAAAAGCCAAUUAUUCAAGUGAAUCAUGGUCCUUAUUAUGAGUUAACAUCAGGUGUACGUAUAACAGAAUUUCUAACUGACUUAUUCAACAAGGAAAAAGAGCACUUUGAAGAGCUUACACAAUUAAAUAUAAUCAAGGAAAAUCUCGAAAUGAAAUACAAAGCAGCUGAAGCACAAAUCUCAGAACUUCAAAAGGCUAUUUCAUUAAGGUCAUCUCUUACUUCUAACAAAAUGAUUUCAUCAUCCAUAAAGGUGGAACCUAUAUCUUCUUCAACUGAGUCAGUUCUUCUUUCUGCUACAAAUAAUACUGCUAUGGAUACCACUGUAGAAGAAGCUACUGAUGAUGAUAACAAAAAAUACCGUAUUUUAGAACUCAAAGAUAACCCUGCAUCACGAGAAUAUGCUAUUCGUAAAGAACUCCUUAAUAACCUUCGUCAAGAAAAUCACGAUCUCCGUCAACAACUUUUCACUCAAUCAUCUACUUUGCCUGACUCAUCUUGGACUAAUCUUGAAGCUGAGAAAAGUAGUCUAACGACUGAAUGUGAAACACUUCGAAAACGUAUUAAACGUAUGCUUACGGCCUAUGAUACUAACAUACAAAAGAACAUGACACAUAUUAAAAGUCUACUUGGCUAUAGUGUUUUCUUUCAUGAUAGUGGUUUAAUACGUCUUGAAAGUAUCUGGGCCGAUCCUGUCGAUUUACAUUUUAUGGUCAAGAUUGAUGAUGAAAGUGGGCACGCCAUUUUAAGAAUUACAGGCAAAGAAAGGGAUCGAUAUAUGGCCUAUUUAGAAGAUAGCUAUCAGAUGUAUGUAGUUCAUGAUAGAAAUAUUGCUGCAUUCUUAAGCGCAGCCGCCUUGGAGUUAUAUGUAGAGUACAAAGGAGAAGAACAACUAAAAGAGCGUCAACAAAAAGAACGACAACAACAACAACAACUCGAGCAAGAACAAGUGGAAUUCGAAUUACAAGAAAAUGAGUCAUUAGAGGAUGAGCAGCAGCAGCAGCAGCAACAAGAAUAUCUACAACAAGAUCGCAAGCAACAAGAACAUGAACAAGACGAGAAUAAGCAUGAAGAAGGUCAAGAAUAUGAACGUGAAGAUGAACAACAAGAAUUACAGGAACCACAACAACAACAACAAGAGCAGCAGCAUGAAGAAGAAGUGACUGUCGAGGAAGAAGACUAUGAGUAUGUUGAAGAUGAUGAUAUGCCCGUGGAAGAGGAUGAUAUGCCUGUGGAAGAAGAUGACAUGCCUGUGGAAGAGGAUGACAUGCCUGUGGAAGAAGAUGACAUGCCUGUGGAAGAGGAUGACAUGCCUGUGGAAGAAGAUGACAUGCCUGUGGAAGAGGAUGACAUGCCUGUGGAAGAAGAAUAUAUGCCUGUAGAAGAAGAUGAAUAUGACUAUGAAGAAGGAGAAGAGUCUUAUGUGGAAGAAGAAGUUGAUAUGCCUGAAAUAAUUGAAAAUCAUAAAGGACCAUCAUUUGUGGUUCAUAUUGAUGAUUCUGAAUAAGCUUACAAAUAUCCAUUAAAUAUUUAGACAACAAUAUUCAAUGUUGUUUAACUGGGUUUAAAUUUUAUUUUAUUUUAUUUUAUUUUAU